This is a messenger RNA of Xenia sp. Carnegie-2017, 2952 nucleotides long. Its product is annotated as transcription factor Sox-19b-like. The record is from RefSeq and is a predicted model, not a curated record. Gene Ontology annotation, molecular function: DNA-binding transcription factor activity, RNA polymerase II-specific; RNA polymerase II cis-regulatory region sequence-specific DNA binding. Lineage: Eukaryota; Metazoa; Cnidaria; Anthozoa; Malacalcyonacea; Xeniidae. The transcript is spliced from 5 exons. Gene Ontology annotation, biological process: anatomical structure morphogenesis; regulation of DNA-templated transcription; cell differentiation. Bases 699 to 1787 code for a protein of 362 amino acids.
GAUCGAUGUCAAUAGACACCUCUACGGCAACCGAGUCAUCCAACUGUGAAGAGACCAGAGUACUGCCAAUAAUUGUUUUCAUACACGUCGAGUAUUUAUUAUGAGUCCUACAUAUGACCGCCUCAUUAAAGUAGUUGUACAUCACGCUAACUACACGCUGGUGGUUAAAUGCGUUUGAAUUCAGCUCCUAGUUCAGCCGUUUAACGUCAUUUUAAAUAAUACACAAUUUGAAAGGAGGGACCGCCAAUAGCAGCUGUGUUAAGUACGACCUGAAAAUUUACAUGAUCGGCGCAAGUGCGUAAUACAAAGUUAGAAAUUGAAGCUAUCAAUAAGCUAUCGUUGACAAGACGCCAAGCAGGUAGAAGUUACCACGGAAAGAAGGAUUAUCACUCGUAAAAGUUGCUGAAAUAUUUUCUCCCACGAAAGCACUUGAAAGCGUCGCUUUUAUCACCACAGCAAAUGUGAACAACCUUGUUCAAGAAGUCUCCUACGAAGAAACAUCACAAUAUUGGCAUAGUAAAUUCCUGCAGAUUUCUUAAAACCCAGACACAUGAAGGCAAUAUCGACUGAUUAAAGAAAGACGAACGCUAUUUUUGAGUGGACUAGUAGAUUUCAACACCGGAGCGAUUCAGAACUGUCAAAACCUCGAGGUGAUAAAGUAUAUUCACUAUAGACCUUCAAAACUUCCACUGUACAAAAUGUGGUGUAACGAAUGGUAUUAUCCAGCUCAUUCAAGAUAUGGUGGACAAUUUACGUCGCCUGAAUGUGAAGACAUGCAUGUUAAAAGGCCAAUGAAUAGUUUCAUGGUCUGGGCUAAAGUCAUGCGUAGAAAAUUUGCAGAAGAGAAUCCCAAACUUCAUAAUGCAGAGAUUAGUAAAAUGUUAGGAAAGGCAUGGAAUGAAUUGACGACAAAAGAGAAACGACCGUUUGUGGAGAAAGCUGAAAGAUUGCGCAUUGCACACAUGAAGGCAUAUCCUAACUAUCGAUACACACCAAAGAAAGAAACCAAGAAAAUGGCGUGUGGUGGCUAUCCUCACCCCUAUACACCAUUUCGAUCACCAUAUUAUCCAGUACAAAACGUUUCUGUCGUUUCACAAGCGAACCGAUUCCAUUUCCCUGAUCCAAAUCAAUACAUGGAUGGUGCUGGCAUUCCCUCCAGAUAUAUUUAUAGUCCAGUACCAAGACUUAGUCAUCCCCCUUCUCCAAAAAGUUUUAAUCAUGCGACCAUAGGACAUCCGGCUUCAACAAACACUGGAGUCUCCCAUCAUAACCACACAAAUCCUGCGAUGUCACCAAGUUCCACAGUACCCCCUCAUUUACUUAAUCAUCCACAACGUGCAAAAGGAACGGAGAAAAUGAAUUGUUCACAAGGAAGUCCAAAUAGCCACACAAGUUGUACUUAUAUCUCUCCUGCUCCGGAAUUUGAUCAAAAUGAAGAAUAUAACUCACCAGUCACUCCCACGAGUCCCACAAAUAUUAACAGGAAAAAACCCAACUCAAAUGUAUCGUCUUCAGAAGUUAAAGAAGUUGUUUCUGAAAAAGCCAGUUACGGAUACAAUGCCACGUCGAAUAAAUACAACAAUACAACGUAUAGUACGGCCAUGUGGCGAGAGGAAAGCACAAGUGAAUGUUCGAGAAGAGCAACAUCACAUCCAAGCGUACAGAGAACGAGCCAUGUACGACAAAAUCAGCGAGGAGAAAUGGGAGCUUUCGAACAUCUUACUGAAUUACUCUAUGAUGAUCUUAAUCGUGAUGAGUUUGACGUUUACUUAAAAAAGGAAAUCUAAUGUUUUCUAAGUACUUGACACUUGUCAACAAACACUUGAACGGUAACAAGUGUCGUUUUUAUAUGCAGGCCGCCCGGGUGUAAGAACAUUUGAAUGUUCUAAAGAGCGACCACAAAUUUGUUCAAUAGAACGCUAACCGUGAUAUUUUGUAAAACGUAAUUAUUCAGAAGAUUGUCUAGUGUGUCUCCCGUCAGGACAUUUAGUCAAAGAGCAUGUAAUCUAUGAAGCAAAGAGAGCACGUUAUCCACAGGGUAUUCGAGGAUCGUGGAUGGAUAUGGUGAGCCUUCCUUGACCAGGUGGAUCACAAAUAAAAAGAUCACGAGAUAUAGCACAAAUAUCAAUGAGAAAGAAAAAAUAUUCCCCAAAACGUUUUUUAGAGCUAUGAAAUUUUAUAGUUGGAGUAUUCCACGAUUCUCGAGAAAUGACACAAUGUCACGAGAACAAUUCCAUCCCUGGAAGUGUGUUGAUGGAUUGGAAUGUUUCAGGCGGAAAUUACAUUGCAUGGGUUCUAUACCAAGAUUAGUCUGAUACAGAAAUGUUUUCGGCGUUAAGCGCGUCUUGAUGACAAUGGUCUGCAUUUGAAAUUAGAUUAGCCAAGUCCUAUGAGGAGCUCACGACAUUUGUUAAGAAUCAUCGUCAUUAACGAGUCUGUCAACUCAUUCUACAUCUUGAUAUGAUACAUUCUCGCAUUGCGUGCAACAGCUUUAAGCAAAAAAAAUACCGUAAAUUCCAACCCAACAGGAUUCUCAGUUAGCUUCCAAAGUUGUUUGAUUAAAAAGCAUAUCAUUUGCAGCGCGGAUUUAUCAAGACAUGCGCGCGCGCGUAAUUAUAAUUUUCCAUGUAUAUAUAAUUAAGUGCAUAUUACAUGAGCAAAUAAUUUGUUGUCUUAUCUGAGUCGAUGAUCUCACAAUCACUUCACGUUAUGAUCUAUAAUAAACUUAUCGCAACCGUUUACCGAUUGAAUUGUGUCAUCGAGAGCUUUGAUGUUUCGCGCCUUCAAAUUUUUCAGCUAAAAUUUACAAAUUCAACAAUACUCGCGCUGUACUUUUUCAACAUUUUGCAAUAAUAUUACGAUUAGUUAGAUAUUUCAUGUGUUUCUUAAUUUGAUGUUUGUAGCAGUAAAUACAAUAAAAAAAAUAGAUUGUUUUCGGGUUUCGUUUAAAAA